UUUGAAGAGCUCCAGGGAUUCAGCGAGCAUGCUCAGUCCUAGCUGACUGCUAGAAAGAGGAAGCUAGUUUACAUAGGAGUCAUACCAAGCAUAGCCUGCAUGUCAGCGCAGUUAACUUGCAGCGGGCUGUGAGGAGAAUUAGCAUGUCUUUGUCCUAGGAAGCCUGAGCUCUUCCAGGCCUUACCCUCCCCCAGCGCAAUCUCAGUGGCGACGGUGGGCAUAACCUACUCUCCACUUUCUGCCUCCAGAUCUUGAGUUUCUGAAGGAGGAUUUUUUUUAUUUUGCCUCCCGCCCGCCUUCCCCCUUCCACUCCAUUUUUAAUAUACUUUUGUUUUGAUUAGUCGGAGGCUGGGCCUUGAGGCUGGUGGAACUUGGGAAGGAGCCUGGAGCAUUUAUUUGCCUGUGUUCUCGCUGCUGUUGGCGGGGUGAAAGCAAGCAAGCUGGUCUUCUUUGCUAGCCCACUAAAUGCUAUUUAUGAAGAUGGACCUGUUGAAUUACCAGUACUUGGACAAGAUGAACAACAAUAUCGGCAUUCUCCGCCAGUAUGAAGGUGAAGCUGCACUACGAGGAGAGCCCAGGAUGCAGUCUCUCCCCAUAUCUGCUGCUGUGACCAACCAUAGGACUGGGCCUCCCCCAAUCAGUCCUUGCAAAAGGAGGUUCAGCAUUGACCAAGGAGAAGAUGAUCUAGACUGUGAAAAGGAACAUGUACCUAAAAUGAGUCGAUUAUUCAGUCCUCAUCUAAUGAAGACUGCAAAUGGGGAUUACCGAAAAGAACAUAGAGAAAGGAGUCGUAGUCCCAUUGAGCGGGCUGUUGCACCAACAAUGGGCCUUCAUGCUAAUCAUAUAUACGCCUCAAUCCCAAGCUUAACUAUGGAUCAACCUCUAGCACUGACCAAAAACAGCAUGGAUGUUAUUCGGUCUGUAAGCAUGACUCCUACAAUGACAUCAGUGGAACGGCAGCAGAACCGCCCGUCUGUAAUCACCUGUGCCUCUGCAAGCAAUCGAAACUGUAAUCUUUCUCAUUGUCCAGUUGUGCACAGUGGAUGUGGGGCUGCUAUGCCAACCAGUUACCGAAGGCCGUCUAGCACUACUGCUGCCUGCGAUCCAGUGGUAGAAGAACACUUCCGCAGAAGCCUUGGCAAGAAUUACAAGGAGCCAGAGCCAGUGACAAACUCUGUAUCCAUCACAGGAUCAGUCGAUGACCACUUUGCCAAAGCUCUUGGAGAUACCUGGCUUCAGAUCAAAGCUGCCAAGGAUGGUGUGUCCAAUAGUCCAGAGUCUGCUUCCAGGAGGGGCCAGUCCUCUUCUCCUCCUUCCUCCCAUCUGGUCAAUCAUAAUCAUUCACCUUCGGUUGUCUCAUGAACACGGGACCACAAUUUCUUCAUCCAAACAUGAGUUGGUAUUGUUUUGGCUGAGCUUGAACAGUACUCGAAACGAAAAGUGUUUGGGAGGGGUGAUAUAAAAGGAGAUAACAAUUCAAUACAUGGUUUGUGUGUGUUCGGGCUUUUUUGUUUUGUUUUUUUAAUACACAUGCCCUUAAAAUUGAUAGCAGGAACUAUUUGAUUUUUUUAAAUUGUUUUUUUUUUAAAUAAUGUAGCACUCUUUUUGUUCCUGCCUCAGUUACCAAAGAGACCUCUGAUGCAACUCUGCUGCCCCCCCCCCUUUAUGAAAACGAAACGUAGACGCAAGUAAAUGCGGGGGGGAGGGGGAGAAGUAAAAAGCCAUUCUGUACAGUGGAUUGACCCAAAUGCUUGUAUGCUUUGAUUAGCUUCUUGAGGGUAGAAUUGUGUCUGGAUUUUGUCUCCAUUACUUUCUUCUCCCUUUGUGAAGUAAUGUUGUAUGUAUAUACUUGAAAAGAACUGUUGUGUAUGAUUUGCACUAUUGGAGGAGGUUAGGGUUGCAUAGCAACUUUUUAGGCAGGAUGCUUCUAUUCUGAGGGCAAACUGCUCGGCAAAAAGCGUCUGGUGUUCUCCGCCUCUUGAAAAGAAGAAGCAACAUUUGUUUAGGAAGGGGAAGUCUCAUACAGGUUAUAGGUCUUCUCGGUGUAGAUUUCAGGUGCUUCGUGCUUGCAACUGGACUGCAUAAUCAACAGAUCAUGGGCAUUUUUUUCCACACCGCAGUUUGUUAGAGUAGAGCUGAGGUAAGAGGGUUCAAUAGUGCUUAAAAGAUGCAUGUUUUUUGGAAAAAUAGCUGGUAUCUAUUAAUGUAUAGACAGUAAGAAAUAUAUUAGCCUUCGUUGAAAACUAGGUAUUUUUCUUUUCCAUUAACAGUCCUAGAUAAACUUACUGCUGGUACAGUUGUACUCUGAUACUUGUAUUUGAUAUUCCUUUUCGUAGCAGCCAGCAACCUUGGACAGUCGCCUCUGGUCAGGCCUCAACUGAAGCAGUUUAUAUAUCGAGUACUAUGAGGUUCAGGAUGCUACUAUGGCAUUUCUGACAAAAGAAACAAUUUUCAUGUAGAGAAUCACCUGCUCAAUUGAAAUUUACUUAACUGAAAUAUAUUUAUCCAUGUAUGCUCUAAUUGCAGAAAUCUAAUUUUUGAGGCUGCUUAUAAACCUAGGCCAAGGCACCAUACAUUCCUCUUUUUUUUUAUAAAGGUGUUAUACUUGCAUUUAUUUCAUUUGCUGUAUUAAUAGUCACUAACUAGGUAAUAGAGGCAGGCAUAAAGAACAGAUUUCUUUUAGUAGUAAUGGGCUCAGCUGUUGUUUUUUUAAUGCCACAACUCACCCACAGUCCCUACACAUUCCAGCAGUUACAACUAGUCCAUUUAAUAGCGGGUUACCUGAAAAGAUAGGUGCUGUUGAAAGCAUAUAGGAUAAGGCAAAAGUCUGAAGGGCACGUGAUGUUCUUUGGGCUAUGUUAUAGCAUUGGGGCCAGAAUUUAUAUUUUUGUAAAAAUAAAAAUCACUGUUAAAAAAGAACAGCAAAGGAUCUGUUUUGUCCUGUUCCAUACGAGAGUGUGGCUGCCUACUUUUAAAAGCAAGAAAAAGCCAAGAGAAGCUUCCCCUUCAUUGCCCCUUUCACACAUUUUGCGGUCGUGUUAAUGGGUAGUUAAAUGCUCAGUCGUCUUUGGCAUUCAGUACCCUACCCCUGUAAGAAAAGUGCAGAAAAAAAAACUUUUUUAUAUAGGUAACUUUAAGACCAUCAUUACGCUGUGCGUAAAGAAUGUACAGAGAAAUUUGUAGGUAUUUUUUUGAGGAACAAUUAAUUUGUUAAUGAUAUGUAGCUAUUUAAUUUUUCCCUUUCCUUUAUUGUAAUCAUUCUCUUUUGUUUUUGUCUGGAGAAAAAAGUUGAUCUUUUUUUUGUUGUAGAUGUCUGUAAUACAGUAAAAGUGCAGGAACACAGUUAUUCUAUAAGAACACUGCAUUAGCAAUUAAUAGCCACUAGUGUGUUGUUGCUACAGGCUACUGAGCAGUCUAACAAGUACUAAUGACUGCAGAUGGACUUUGUGGAUACAGAACCCUUUUGACAUUUCUUUGAAGCACAAAACUACAAAGUUAAAUUUACUUAUCUGUGAUAAGUAAAUGGGGCGUAAAAUAAUCACUGCAGUCCUAACAUACAACACUUGGGACAUACACUUGUGUUGAUUGUGGUGCAACUUUCUUUGAAGUAAAUGCACUGAGGAUUAUCUUCUCAGUGUGAUGUGUAGUAUACACACAAAACCAUUUGGAAGAAGAAAAAUAGUCCACAGAAAACAGAAUUAUUGUUUAAAAGCCAAAAGGGUUGGGAGGGGGAAGAGAAGGAGAAAGAAUAUUAACUUCAUUCUUACAUGAAGUUUUUUUUUCACAGAGCCACAGGAUCUACAGUCCAGAUUGAACAAUGUUCUCCAUGUUUGUAAAUCUGUAACAUAUCAUUCUUUUGUGGCCUUGUUUCACCUGGCAAUUUUUAAAAAAGGUUUGGCAGGCCAUCUUUUUUUUGUACUUAAAAGUAGCCUUAAUGAACAAUAAAGUGCUCUUACAUCUUA
Molecule: messenger RNA, 3962 nt
Organism: Notechis scutatus (mainland tiger snake)
Lineage: Eukaryota; Metazoa; Chordata; Lepidosauria; Squamata; Elapidae
Gene: VGLL4
Product: vestigial like family member 4
Biological process (GO): negative regulation of DNA-templated transcription
Molecular function (GO): transcription coactivator binding
Source: RefSeq, a predicted model, not a curated record